AUGGAUAAUGCAGCGGAGAAAAGACCAGAGGUGCGGUAUUUGGGCAAUGACGUUGCGAUGAGCGCCUCAACACCGCAUGGAUCGCCAGAGCCCAGCAACAACCCGGUCCUGCGAAUGAAAGACCCAAAAUCCUUUACUCAAAAUUUGUUUGAUACUCUCGCGUUGAGAAUGAUUGAAUGGCUACCGCUCCGUCGCUCUCCCGGCUCGUUUGACCUUGACCACAGCCGCUCAAUCAACCGCGAAACUCCCCGGUCUCCGAAUUCGGAUACCUGUCAAGCUCAUGUAGAUUCGGACAAGGAUCAACCUCAUUACAGACAGCGUCCAUAUCAAGCCGGCGGCGGAAGUAACCCCCAAACUCCUUCGUCGCGGAGUGCCGGAGGUCAAACUACUGCAAUGGAAUGGAGACUACCGAACCAGCAAUUCAAACGGCUAUCGCUAACGGAGGUUGAUUUGCGGCGCUCAAAUUCGAAAUCAAGUCUUGAUGAGAAGUCACUGCCUGAAUUGAAACCGGCGCGAAAGCUCUCAGUCAGUGCACAUACGGAUGCAAGUGCUGAUGACUUUGUCAAUCUCCCUUCGCCGCCGGCGCUCAAGCAUCGUCCUCAAAAACAUCGCGGAAGAGCUGUUGAUGCGAAUCCUACUCAACCGCAUGAACAACCGAGAAAGGAGAGACGUGUCUCUUGGGACGGAGCGAAGUUCUUAAAUGAUGUUCAGUCCUUACACCAGCAGGACAAUAAAUCGCACACUCCGAAACACCAGCCAAAUUCUGACCAUUGUCAUCAUAACAGCUCGCACAUGGUACAAGAAGUUUCUGCCAUCCAGUCGCUAAGUCAUCUUAAUAGCGAGAUAAUUGACGGUUUGCAACGAAUGCUUAUACUCUCUGACGAGGAAGCUGAGAAAUGGAGGGAGGAGCUGGCUUUGAUGGAAAUGAGCGGCAGUUUCGAGGAUGCAGACACGCGAGUUGCAACUCCUCGGCAGCGUGCAGUGUUCACAUUCAUUACACAGAGCGUCUUCUAUGCUCUCGGAAGUACUAGACAGCUUUUGCGCUCAUUUCGGGAGGGUGCGAGUCACCCAGCCAAUAAACUUGACCUCCAACAGCUCCAGCCUGCAUUACGGAAACUCUUCUCCAUCUGUCCCAAGGACAUCAUAUUUCACAGCCUUUGGAAUGCUUUGGAGGCCUUGUUUGUUCCACCUAGGGAGCUGUCAACGUCAGGGAGAUCCUCCCGUCGUUCAUCUUCCAAUUCUAACCCUGCCACUACUGUCUCUGCCCCCAUUAUUAUCCGCCGUGCGUCCGAGACUGUCGGCCACCAGUACGUUACCGAUGCCAAUGCAGCGGAUGUUACAGCGGUUGUUCUUUUCGCAUUAGCAAGUUCUCUUCCCGAAAUAGAUCCUUCAACUUGGAGCUGUAUGGUUCGAAUGCGAUCCACUGGGAACGUGGCGAUGAGCGCUGUCAUGGAGCUGUUUCGGCUGCGUGAGGCCCAGCUGGUUGUUGAAGCUACAGACGUGCUAGAACAUGAGCUGGCUCUUCGGUUAGUUGAUCGUUUGGUACGCGCCCUUACCGCGAGGUUAGCAUUCCACGAAAUAUCCAAAACUCGUUCUGGGUAUAUCCAAGAUUCAUCGAAACGUAAAAACAACGUUUUGGACUACCUCAUCGAAACACUCGGUCAGCAUCAUGAUCUUGUGACAGAGCGAAAGAACCACGGGGACACGAGCCUGCGCUCACCGAGCACCCCGGCGAUCAUCACCGAGUGGCUACGUACCCUUUUCAUGAAAAGUUGGGAUGGGAAUCCUGAAAUAUCGAGAAGCAGUUCACAAGGGGGUGUCGUACAGAUUCUGUCGGUACUUCAUAAAGAGCGGACCCGCCUUGGCCUUGCGUCGGAGGAUUUCUAUACACCUUUUCUUUCUGAACGCCUGGAUCCUCUCGAAAUGCCUGUGCAAUGGUUGGCAAGAGUGCCUAAUAAUAAGACACUCCAUCUGUUGUCUUACUCGUUUUUAUUCCCGCCCUCCGCCCUAGUCAUAUACUUCCGUGCUCUUAACUAUUCAGCCAUGUCAAAAUAUUAUGAAGCAGCCUUGACAACCACGAAACAUGUGUAUCAGACUGCCUUUGGUGCUAUGGAUAUCCAGGAUGAUGUUGGCCUUAUUCCUAGAUUGCGAACCUCAAUGACCACCUAUUUUGUCCUUGUUAUCCGGCGAGAUAACAUACUCACAGACGCCUUGAACCAGCUUUGGCGGCGGGAAAGACGUGAGCUUAUGCGGCCCCUGAAGGUCCAAAUGGGCAUGGAUGAAGGGGAGGAGGGGCUCGAUCACGGCGGCGUACAACAAGAAUUCUUCCGGUUGUUGAUGGCGGAGGCUCUUGAUCCAUCAUACGGCAUGUUCACAACGGAUAGUCGCACGCGGUGCUCAUGGUUUCAACCUUGCUCAUGGGAGCCGCUCUACAAGUUUGAAAUUCUUGGGUUAUUGAUGUCACUCGCAGUUUACAAUGGCCUGACCCUCCCUGUGAAUUUCCCAUUAGCAUUUUAUAGGAAGCUACUGGGAUUGAAGGUCAAGCACUUGGACCAUAUUCGCGACGGGUGGCCGGAGCUGACCCGUGGUUUGGAAGAGCUACUACGUUGGAAUGAAGGCGAUGUCGCAGAUAUUUUCAUGAGGACGUAUGAGUUCGGUUUCGAGGCCUUUGGCCGCGUUGAGACGGUUGAUAUGGAAAAGGUCGAUAGAGAUGCACCGUGGCCGAACUCACUGCCUCCACAGUCCGGCCGCUCUGUGCGAUACUCUCCGUCGUGGUCCGAUGUCGGCCGUUAUACCGACCUAGCAAGUCUAAGCCCGCCCUCAUCCAUGGCUGCUGAAACGGCCGAUUCACAAGAUGAUACCGCCAAAUCAGCUAUAAGCCUGCCCCCUUUGCCCUCGCCUACUUCCCCAGCCGAGGAAGCCUCUUUGGUGACCAACGAAAAUCGUGGCCAAUUCGUCAAGGACUACAUUUUCUGGCUGACCGACAAGUCUAUUCGCCCCCAAUUUGAAGCCUUUGCACAGGGCUUCUAUACCUGCCUCGACCGAACAUCUCUGUCUAUCUUCACACCCGAAGCGCUGAAGACUGUGGUUGAAGGCAUCCAGGAAAUUGACAUUGCAGAACUGGAACGUCACGCGCGCUAUGAGGGCGGCUUCGGUGCGGGCCACCGGGUUAUCCAGGACUUUUGGAGUAUCGCGCAUCAAUUCUCCGCCGAGAAGAAGGCGCAGCUGCUGGAGUUUGUCACAGCGAGCGACCGAGUGCCGGUCAAUGGGAUUUCGAGCAUUAUGUUUGUUAUCCAAAAAAAUGGCGUGGGUGAUGCUCGCCUUCCAACCAGUUUGACCUGCUUUGGACGACUCCUGCUGCCCGAGUACUCUUCGAAGAGCGUGCUGGAAGAGAAGCUGAACAAGGCAUUGGAGAAUGCGCGGGGAUUCGGCGUUGCGUGAUGGGUCGAUCGGCUGGCGUCUCUAUAUAUUCGAAUGUAUAUAGGUAGAUCAAUUAUACACUUCUAAUUCCACUCGA
Messenger RNA from Aspergillus nidulans FGSC A4, 3517 nucleotides. RefSeq names its product protein hulD. Gene Ontology annotation, molecular function: ubiquitin protein ligase activity; ubiquitin-protein transferase activity. Gene Ontology annotation, biological process: protein polyubiquitination. The transcript is spliced from 2 exons. The record is from RefSeq and is a predicted model, not a curated record. The coding region runs from base 1 to 3441 and encodes 1146 amino acids. Lineage: Eukaryota; Fungi; Ascomycota; Eurotiomycetes; Eurotiales; Aspergillaceae.